AUGUCAUUUGAAGCACGCUUGUGCCGAGAGAUCGUCGAAGAAGACUUUGGUCCAUUCACAUCGAAAGUCGUUAGCCAACUCUUACUGAAAGGACGUCUCGGCUUGGGUGACAUUGUCCGGUUCACCAAAUUGACCCAACGUCAAGUGCGCGAAAGCCUUGUGGUGCUUAUUCAUCAUGCUCUUGUCCACUUUACCGAGCCAGAGGAGGGUGUACGUGAGCCGACAUUCUAUCAAGCAGACGCUCAAAGUAUCAUGAUGCGGCUGCGGAUCGGUCCUAUCAUGCGGGUCACUGAGGAGCAAUAUGGAAAAGAGGCGCUUAAUAUCAUCAAGCUUAUAUUCACUAAUGGACGUAUGCGACUACCAGCAAUUCAUCAAUGGGUCUCCGAUUUUGACAGCAAACCCAAGACAAAGAAAACAACAUAUACCACAGCAUUCAAACGACUCGCCAUGGCUGGUCUUAUCACAGCUUUACUCCCUGAACACAGCCGAUCGAGCACGGAUAGGCUACUCAUUGCCCAAGAAAAGGAAGCACAAAAGUAUACAAUCACCAGUGCAAAGGAUAUGAAGGCUAUCAAGCAAGCAGCACAGGCACAAAUCGACGCUGAGUAUUCAAUGACAGAAGGCAUUGGCAUGAAACGAAAAGCUGUUGAUGCGUUAGCCGGUGAAGAAAAGCGAAUGGCAGUUGGCAAGGAAGAUGACGUUGAUCAUUUCGACAUUGACAACACCGUCUAUUUCGCCAUCAACUAUGAGAAAUACAACAUGAUUUUCCGGAAUAACACAAUCGUUGAUUUUGCCACCGAACGUAUCAACCGCACUGCAGGCCAGAUUGUAAAGGCGUUCUUAGAGCACGGCAAAAGUAAAAUGAAAAUGAUCAAGGAAGAAGAUUCUCCCUCCGCAUCCCCAAUGCAUAUCGUCAACCUCGUACCAUCCGAAAUGUUGACACAAGGCGAUAUUGUAUUGCAGCCUGACCCAAUGGAUCCUGACAAAAAGCCCUCGUAUCAAGAAGUGGUUAGAGGGUACCUUGCACUCUUAAAGACCGAUCAAGGUGGUUUUAUCAAAUCCAAAGACGAGAUGGGUGCCAAUCAGUUUUCUGUCAACUUUGCCAGACUAAGGAAUACAAUGCGGCGUCGCGUGUUUGAGGGAUUAUUGCGAGACAAAUAUGGUGUAGCCACUUGUCGGAUUGUACGCAUUUUGUUGGAUAAGGGCAAACUAGAGGAAUCACAAGUGCAGAAAUUGGCCAUGUUGCCUGCCAAGGAAACGCGUGAAAAAUUGGGUCUUCUCAAUUCCAAGGGCAUUGUGGAAAUUCAGGAAGUGCCCAAAUCAGCAGAUCGAGCACCUGCACGUACUAUUUAUCUUUGGUAUGUUCCGCUAGAAAAGUGCUAUCAAGAACUAUUGAUGGAUGUAUACCGAGCUAUUGGCAAUCUACAACAACGAAAGCAAGAGGAACUCAAGAUCCGUCAUCGUUUGGUGGAAAAGCUCAGCCGAAGAGAUGUGAUUGAAAACAUGGAUCUUUUGAGUGAUGGUGACAAAGCCGAGAUGGCUCAAAUGAAGAAGGUCCUCGAGCGAUUAGAAGUAUCCAAGAUGCGUUUAGAUCAAAUUGUGAUGAUUUUCAGAGAUUUCUAA
Molecule: messenger RNA, 1623 nt
Organism: Lichtheimia ornata
Lineage: Eukaryota; Fungi; Mucoromycota; Mucoromycetes; Mucorales; Lichtheimiaceae
Exons: 8
Coding region: 1-1623 (540 amino acids)
Biological process (GO): DNA-templated transcription
Cellular component (GO): RNA polymerase III complex
Molecular function (GO): single-stranded DNA binding
Source: RefSeq, a predicted model, not a curated record